Molecule: messenger RNA, 1590 nt
Organism: Paramecium tetraurelia
Lineage: Eukaryota; Ciliophora; Oligohymenophorea; Peniculida; Parameciidae
Exons: 3
Source: RefSeq, a predicted model, not a curated record
AUGGAUAAUAGGUAAGGUAUAGAGAUGGAGGAUGAAUUUUAUGCAUUGUAGAGUCCUUAAAACUUGCUUUAAAAGAUUGAUUGCUUUGUGACUUUAGGUCAAUUUGAUUUGGAUGAAGAUGAAAAUGAAAACUUUCCCCAACACAUUUAGAUUGAGCAGCCAGAGAUUAACAAUUUUAGGCUGCAUAAAUUUUUUAAUGCUGAACCUGAAGUCAAUUAAUUUGUUCAAAAGCAAUAAGAGGUCCAACAUGAACCAAGGAUGAAACCUCAACGUAAGAUGUCUCAGAGUUUACCCUCAUUUAUGGAAGAGAUAGACACUCUGAUUUCUUAGGCAAUCGAGAGAUAAAAUGGAUUCUUAGAAUAAUAAAAAUAUAAUGAUGCAUUAAAUAAUAUUGAUAAUUUUACGUUUUUAGAGCAAUCUCUUUCUUAGCCUCAAGUCUUCAAAUCCUUUUAUUCUCAAUACAUCCGAACAAUCAACAAGUUAAGGAUGUAUAGAUAACAAAAAAGGUUGGAUGUUAAGCAAUUCAUGGCAUUUGUAUGUUCUUUAGGGAUUGAGUUCAUUUAAGAAAUAUUUAACUUAAUUCACAAGGCAGAUAGUUCAUGGUGCUUUGAGCUGCUCAAAUAAGAAGGUCUAACACAAUAAAUUCAAAAUGAAAAUCAAUAUCAAACUUUUUCAGAUUUUAAAUUACAGAAAGCCUAAUUCCAGUAGCCUUACUAAUAAAAGCAACAAUAAUAGCAAUAGCAAUAAUAAUAAUAAUAAUAGAUCGACUCUAACAAUGAAUAGUUCCAAUAAUAAAAAUUAUAGUAAAAUUAUUAGCCUUCGAAUUCUAAUUCAUUUCAUUAAUAAAGUGCGUUAAGCAUUGUAAAUGAGGCAAUUGAAAAGAAAGGAAGAAAAACUUGGUCAAAUAAAGAAAUGGAAACCUUGCAAAAUUUUAUAAAUACUUAUUAAAAUAGUUCAAUUACUAAUUAAUAGAUUUAAGCCUUAUCAAAAUAGUUGGGGAGAACAUGGUAUUCUGUUUAAUCAAAAAUACAGAAAUUAAAGAAAAAUGUCUAGGAUCAAAUGAGUGAUGUGAGAAGUUAGAGCAUGAAGGAUGAUCCUUCAAAGGAAUAAUUAAAAAUGUAAAGAAUCAGCACUAAAUAUGAUUACACUGUGGAAGAUAUGAUCAAGAUAACCCUGUAAUAAUUGGAUGGAAGAUGUGGCACCAAAUAGAAGAUUAUAGAAUCUAUAAAUCAAAAUUUCUUUAAUGGAUAACUAUCUGAAGACUCAGCUUGUUUAAGAUCAAUCUCAAUAACUCUCUCUAAUAAUCGGAGCUAAUUUAUUCGGAAGAUAAAGGGCUAUUUUGGUCUUAACGAGAACUUUUAAGAUAGAGGAGAGGAUGACAAUAAAAUGAGGAAUAAGUUAGUAUGGAUUCUAUAAAAUCUACCAGAACAAAGAGGAACUCUAUAAUAAAUAGUUGCAUCCUAUACUGAAAACGCAUUUCUAGAUGAAGUGAAUCUUAAGAAGUUAUAAAAAUAGAUUAGCUAAACUUUAAGACUAAGCAAUCGCUUUGACAAAAGAAAUGCAAAAACCAUAUACAAAAUACAAGAAUGA